Molecule: messenger RNA, 2348 nt
Organism: Aphidius gifuensis
Lineage: Eukaryota; Metazoa; Arthropoda; Insecta; Hymenoptera; Braconidae
Product: nose resistant to fluoxetine protein 6-like
Exons: 3
Coding region: 21-2108 (695 amino acids)
Molecular function (GO): acyltransferase activity, transferring groups other than amino-acyl groups
Source: RefSeq, a predicted model, not a curated record
UUGUGUUAUUCGUUGAGAAAAUGGAUUCGUGGAUGUUUCGGUUGUUCUUGGUAUCCCUGAUAAAUUUUGUUGCGUGUAAAAAUGAUACUUCAUCAUCAAGCAAUAUUGAAUAUAAUAAAUUAAUAAAUACAAUUAAUUUCAUCAAGCCACAAAAUUUAUUAAACUCAAUGAUAAAUAGUGAAAUAAAUAAUAAAAUAACAAUUAACAAUACAAAGUGUAAUAUUCAUUUAAAAAAAUUAUCAAAUGAUACACGAAAAUUUGAAUCAUGGGCAUUGAAAAUGUUGGAUUCAUCAUCAAAAAUACCAUCUGGUAUUUUAAAAGGUAAUUUAAAAGAUUUAGGAAUGUGGGAUGAGUGUCAUUCAAUUAAAAUUCAAAAAGAUGAUGAAUCAAUACAAGGUAGACAUUGCAUGUAUACUGUCAAUGUACGAGAACAAAAUACAGGUGCAUCAAUUUUUGUAUCAUUAUCAAUAUGUCUACCUGAUACAUGUGAAGCAGGUAUGAUAAAAGAAUCAUUGUCAUCUUUAACUGACAUGGUACCACGUGAAUUACAGAUAACACCAACAGUGACAAGUGUCAAAUGUUCCCAAAUUGAUUCAGAACCUUGGAGUGUUGGUGCAAUCAUAGUAAUCAUUUGUUUUGUUGUUUUUUUAAUAAUUCUAAUUAUUAUAACAAUAUGUGAUGUUUAUCAACAAUCAACAUCAACAAAACACGCUGAUAAUUUAUCAUCACAAAUUAUUUCAAAUUUUUCAAUGUACAAUAAUGCUAAAAAAAUACUCAGUAUGAAAGUACCAUCUGGUAAUUUACCAGCAAUACAAGGAAUAAGAUUUUUCAGUAUGUCAUGGGUUGUUCUUGGACAUGAGUAUUUUUUAUUAAUGAUGAGUGCAACAAUUAAUCAAGCUGAAUUUAUUAAUUACACACAUUCAUGGGCUGGAAUUUAUGUACUCAUUGCACCAUUUAGUGUUGAUACAUUUUUUGCAAUAAGUGGAUUUUUAACGUCAUAUUUAUUUAUGAAAGAAAUAUGGAAAGGAAGAAAAUUUAAUCCAAUAAUGUAUUAUAUUCAUAGAUACUGGAGAUUAACACCACCUGUUGGUGUGCUAUUAUUAUUUAUGAUAUUUAUUUGUCGAAGAAUGGGAUCUGGUGCACUUUGGGAAAAUAAUAUUGUAAUACAAGAAAAUGCAUGUGCCAACAAGUGGUGGGCAUUAUUGUUAUAUGUACAAAAUUAUCAAGGAUCUUCUACAAUGAAUUGUCUUGGUCAUACGUGGUACUUGGCUGUUGAUAUGCAACUUUUUUGGCUAUCACCAUUUAUACUUUAUCCACUGGCAAAACGUCCAAAGAUUGGACUAACAAUACUUGCUGGAUUAUUUGUUGCGUCAAUUAUUAUACCAGCAAUUGUUUCAGUUAAAAAUGAGUAUUCUGGUGGUGCAUUUACUGUUGCAAAUAUCAGCGGAAUUCUUGAUAUGAUGGAAAAUUAUUAUAUCGUUAGUUAUACAAGAGCUGGACCUUGGCUCAUUGGAAUUUAUGUUGGCUAUGAAAUUGCUAAAAAAAAUAAUAAAAAACCAUCAUUAAUAUUUGUUUGGUUUGGUUGGAUCAUGACUGUACUUGCAUUUUCAUUUUGUAUAUUUAGUUAUCGUAUAUUUCAAGUUGAUUAUAAAUUUAUUAAUUGGUGGGAAGCUUUUUAUGCUGGUUUUGCAAGACACACAUGGGCUUGUGGUAUUUGUUGGAUUAUUUAUGCAUCAAUACAUGGUUUUGGUGGUGUUAUAAGUACAGUUUUAUCACUGCCAAUAUUUUUACCAUUGAGUAGAAUUUCUUAUUCCAUUUAUCUUAUACAUUAUGUCUAUGAGUAUAUGAGAAUCAGUGCAAUCAGGUCACCCGUCUAUUUUGAUGAUAUUCGAACGAUUCAAACAUUUCUUGGUGAUUAUGUUGCUAUUAUUUUGAUUUCAUUUUUAUUUUGUCUUGUAUUUGAAUCACCAUUUGUGGCUCUUGAAAAAAUAAUACUUGGUACAAAUAAAACAAAAAAACCACAAAAAAAAUCAAACGAUGAUGAAGAAGUUGGUGAAAUUAAUUAUGCUUAUAAUGGUAAUAAUAACACUAAAAAAGUAGAUUAUUAAAUGUCAAUUAUAUGUACUUGAAUUAAGACUGAAUUAUAUAUUCAUUAAAAUUAAUUAAUGAUAUUUAUUUAAAUUUAAAAAUAAUAAUAUCAUGAUUUAUUAUUUAGCAUAUAUUUCAUGUAAAAAUAACAAAAAUACGUGUGCACUAUAAAAUUGAAAAUUUAUGAGUAAAAAAAAAAUAAAAAUAAUAAAAAAAAAAAAAAAAUAAAGAAAAAUAAGAUAAUUUUAAUUUUAAAAAUA